GCGCCCCUUUCCCCCCCGUUUAAAGCCCGUGUUGUUGUUAUGUAGUCGUUGGGUGAUGUGCUACCUGCAUGCUUUGACUGGGGAAUGCGUUUACCUACACAUUUUUAAGCCGUGCACUUGGCGCGUUUAGGAGGCGGAUACUCAAAGUCAUGACAUUAUCGAUGAUGCGUAAAGCUCAUAUAGCCUCGAAUUAUCGCUUUGCAGCUGCAUCCUACACCUAGAGCUGCUCAAACUGUUCCAGUCGGACGCGUUUAUUUCAGGAAGAGCAUUCAAACAUUGAAGCAGCGUACACUGGCGAGCCUGCAGCCCCGUGUGCAGCCUGCAACGGGAGCCACAGUGCGCACAGAUGGCCGAGAGACAGCGCCGUGUUAGCGGUGACCGUUAACCGGCCACCACGCAGAUAUGAAACGCAAUAACGCCCGCAUCUUUACGGUAAAAGAACUUGUUUUAGACAACUGUCGCUCAAACGAAGGAAAGAUCGAGGGUCUAACAGAUGAAUUUGAGGAGCUGGAAUUUCUAAGCACAAUCAAUGUUGGACUGACGACAGUUGCCCACUUGCCGAAGCUAAAUAAACUCAAAAAGCUUGAACUCAGCGAUAACAGGAUCUCAGGAGGGUUGGACGUUCUGGCGGCGAAAUGCCCCAACCUCACACAUCUCAACCUCAGUGGCAACAAGAUUAAAGACCUCAGCACAAUAGAACCAUUGAAAGAAUUGGGGACCCUGAAAAGCCUAGAUCUGUUUAACUGUGAAGUGACAAACCUGAACGAAUACAGAGACAACGUAUUCAAGCUACUACCCCAGCUCACGUACCUGGACGGGUACGACAAAGACGACAAAGAGGCACCAGACUCUGACGCCGAGGUUUACGCGGAGGGUUUGGAUGACGACGAGGAAGACGAAGACGAUGUAGAUGAGGAGGAGGAUGACGAAGAUGCAGCACCAGGAGACGAGGAGGAGGAGGAGGGAGAGGAGGAGGAAGAGGAGAAUGAAGAGGAGGAAGAGGAGGACUUAAGUGGAGAGGAGGAAGAGGAGGAAGAUCUGAAUGACAAGGAGGUUGAUGAUGAGGAUGAUGAAGAAGAAGAACGAGGUCAGAAGAGAAAAAGGGAACUGGAUGAAGAAGGGGAGGAGGAUGAAGACGAUUGAGCGUCCUCUUGAAGCUAAGUUGUGAACUGUUUUAAGCUUGUAUCUCCCAGUCACUUCCCAACAACCCCAUGUAUUUCCUCCCCCCCCCCCCGAUUUCAUAUUGCAGUAGGAGUGUUUUUUGUUUGGCCAGUCAGGUAGACGGGGUUGCUGGAGAAUAAGUUACUUCAUGUACCCUUGAUGCUCCCGUGUUCCAGUCUUUACAGUCCACUUUAACUGCUUUGUGGACGCCAGUUUUGUAAUAUCAAUAUUAGCAAGAUAAAACCUUUUUAAGAAUUUUUUCUUUUCUCACCGUUUGUGUAAGACCAGUUUCUGAUGACUUAUAUAUUUCAAGACCCACCCCCCCCCCCCCCCCCCCCCCUUCAAAAGAAAAAAAAACAAAAUGAAACAAAAAAGAGUGCAUGUCUAAUACAUUUCAAGUCAACUACUGGAUUUCAUGUAUGGCUUUCCUCUCCUCGUCUUAAACUUAUUUUGCAUUGGUAUUUUUUUAUUUUUUUUUUUUUUAAUGUAAGUUAUGUAUUUGUAGUGUCACAAGUAUGCCAAUACUCUCUGCUGUCCUGGUGUGAAACUUCUGUCUCAACAUGCACAGUGUGACACUCGCAGGGCAUAUUUUUAAAUCAUAGAAAAACAAAUGUCUGCCCUUGUCAAAGCUGCUCCUCCUCCUUAAACCCUCAGCUUUGAUAGUUCGGAAAUUACGUGUUCUUGUAAAUAAUGACCAAAUCUAUUUUUUUGUAUUCUCUUUGAUGACGGCAGACAUUAAACAGACAGCUGAGUUGAAACUAUGAAUUGUAAUAAGAUAUUAAAUAUGUAUGCUGCUUUAUCUAAAAUACGCAGUGUGAAAUUUCUUGAAUUUGAACAUAACUUUGUAUGCAUAAUCUUUCCAUAAAGAGAAAUGUUCAACAUCAGAACUCAUUAUCGCUUUUUCCAUUUUCUUUUCUGUGACACACAGGUGGCAAUGUUUGAAUUUGUGGUGGUAGUGUAGAGAAAUACCUAAAUAGAAAAAAAGAUAUAAAUGGAGGUUAAAACCGCAACUUAUGUGCAUUGAAAAUGUAUUGUUUCAAAGUGUAAACUCUGGAAAACAGUCAGGUAUUUGGACUUUGUUUUCACUAUUAUACGUAAUGGUCAAAUUGGCCUACCUCAGUGAUUUUUCACCAUAUGUUAAAUCCACUGUCAUCAGCCAAAUUGUUUUUUUUUUCCCCUUCCCAUUCACUUCAAUAAAUCCCUUUUAUAUAUGU
Molecule: messenger RNA, 2375 nt
Organism: Etheostoma spectabile (orangethroat darter)
Lineage: Eukaryota; Metazoa; Chordata; Actinopteri; Perciformes; Percidae
Gene: anp32a
Product: acidic (leucine-rich) nuclear phosphoprotein 32 family, member A
Exons: 7
Coding region: 403-1143 (246 amino acids)
Biological process (GO): regulation of apoptotic process
Cellular component (GO): nucleus
Molecular function (GO): histone binding
Source: RefSeq, a predicted model, not a curated record